UCAUCUCGUCGCCUCGAUUCUGCAAGCAUGGAGGCCGUCGGUGUAGUCGCUUGUUCAAGUCUCAGUGACGCCUCAUAUGAUGGUGUCGUGGUUGUCACAGACGAUGUUGAGAAACUAAGAGGUGCUCUUCAAGUGUUGCAGGCUCCCAUACAAGAGUUUGCAAAGCUGGACAAGAACUAUGACGACGUGGACGCUGUACAUCUGAUCUCUACGGACCGUGUUCCAUCACAGAGACUGAUUUUCGCCCCGACUGGCCCCGUCACGCGGGAUUAUGAUGACGUCAGACGCUACGGGGAGGCGGCCACCAAAGGCAUCAAAAGAUGUCUCCAGUGUGGAUGUAAGCGCCCCCUUCUGGUAUGCACCGGAAACGAGAAAUUCCCCGACGCAUGCGCUGUGGCGGCUCUUGGGGCUCUUCAGGCUCUCUAUGUGCCUUUAGAGGUAUGUGAGGGUCGCCCAGAAAAGAAGCAGAAGGCGGAGGUGUUGGGGCUGUUCUGUGCUGAUGGACAAGGGGAGGCAACUGCUGCCACUGCUGAAGCCGUUGAGAAGGGGAGAAUUGUGACUCGUGACAUUGGUGGAUCUGACCCUGAGCGGAUGGCUGCUCCCCGAGUUGAAGAAUAUGUGCGCAAAACCUUUGAAGGGACAUGCAUUAAGUUGGAAGUUGAGUCGGAUCGGGCGGUCCUGGAGCGGGAUUAUCCAUGUGUGGCCGCUGUUGACCGGGCCGCCAGAUUUGUCCCCCGUCACCACGCUCGACUCAUCUUCCUGGAGUACAAGGGGGAGGGUGACAUCAAGAAAACCAUGUUCCUGGUCGGGAAGGGAGUCACCUACGACACCGGCGGCGCUGACAUCAAAGCCGGCGGCAACAUGGCCGGCAUGCACAGGGACAAGUGUGGCGCAGCGGCCGUCGCCGGAUUCUUCAAGAUUCUGUCGAUCCUGAAACCCCCUGGCAUCAGGGUGAGGGGUGCGUUGGGCAUGGUGAGGAACAGUGUGGGUGCAGAGUGCUACGUGGCUGAUGAGAUCGUGACGUCACGCGCGGGGGUGAGGGUGAGAGUCGGGAACACGGACGCCGAGGGGAGGAUGGUGAUGACUGAUCUCCUCUGCAAAUUCAAGGAAGAGGCAAGCGAGCCAGGUGUUGUCAACCCCCACAUCUUCACCAUCGCCACCCUCACGGGCCACGCCAAGAGGACCUGCGGUGACGCCUACUCGAUUAUCAUGGACAACGGGCCAGCGGGAGAGGUGGACACGGCACAUGCCAUACAGCGUUCUGGAGACAGGUUCGGGGACCCCCUUGAGGUGUCGACCAUCAGGAGAGAGGACUACACCAUCCACAAGGGGAAGUCGGAGUACGAGGAUACUCUGCAAUGCCAGGUUGGUGUGAGUGCCCCGCAAGUCAGCAGAGGUCACCAGUCUCCAGCAGCCUACAUGAUGAUGGCAUCAGGGCUUGACAAGCAUGGCAAAGACUCUGCGACACCCCUGAAAUACUCCCACAUCGACAUCGCGGGGUCAAGUGGGCCCUACCCUGGGGUCCCCACAGCGGCCCCUGUCGUGGCCCUGGCAGCUCAGUUUGUCAUGUAGGAUCUCCUGGGUGCCCGGCUGUCCUAAAGGGAUCUCCGGUUGACCGGAUGCGUUCAUGUUCGUGAAGACGCGGUUCCCAAAA
Messenger RNA from Haliotis rubra (blacklip abalone), 1654 nucleotides. RefSeq names its product putative aminopeptidase W07G4.4. Lineage: Eukaryota; Metazoa; Mollusca; Gastropoda; Lepetellida; Haliotidae. Gene Ontology annotation, molecular function: metalloaminopeptidase activity; manganese ion binding. The record is from RefSeq and is a predicted model, not a curated record. Gene Ontology annotation, biological process: proteolysis. Gene Ontology annotation, cellular component: cytoplasm. The transcript has 16 exons. The coding region runs from base 28 to 1572 and encodes 514 amino acids.